Cherax quadricarinatus is the source of this 1815-nucleotide messenger RNA. NCBI's taxonomy places the organism in Eukaryota, Metazoa, Arthropoda, Malacostraca, Decapoda, Parastacidae. The record is from RefSeq and is a predicted model, not a curated record.
AUGAAUGUCUAUGAGAAGGCUAGCAAUACAGUAGGGAAGAGAAUGUCCUUAGAUAAGAAAUCUGAGGAAAUUGGCUCAUUUUGCAAUACAUAUAUUGAGCUGACAGUGCACCUUCCACUCAAAGCUAAGUUGCUGGUUAUAAAUGUGAAACAAAUUGCACUCAAGACCUGGGAAUGUACUGAUGAAGGCAACAAUCUUGCUACCAGUGGUUCUCAUGAAGCAAGACUGUUUAACUCCCUUCCUCCAGAGGGUCGCUCUCUGACUGAUAUUAAAGCCAGUUUCCCAAAUUCAAAUUUUGCUUUAGGAGCAGCAAUGAAAAAUAAGUGGUUAAAAAAAGAAGGGGAGAAAGUGAUCCCUGCAGUUUCUGCCAUUGAAGAUGAAGUACAGAUCCAUCUUAAAGCCAUUGCUGCUGGAGGUGAAAACAGUGUACCAGAUAAGAUUAAGGCUGAAUACAAAAAAAGAAAAUUGAUAAAAGAAGUGGAUAUGACAGUCUUUGAAGUUAGCAAAGGCAGUGCUUUCACCACGUCAGUUAUGAAGCAAGAAGCAGAGUUAACUAAAGAAAUGAUCGAAAGUGGCCAGUGGAAGGGCAAAACCUUCAAACCUUUCAACUUUAAAUCAAAAGGAAGAAUUGAACAGCGGUCUGGCUAUCUCCACCCAUUAAUGCAACUUAGAUCAGAAUUUCGCCAAAUCUUCUUAGAAAUGGGUUUCACAGAAAUGCCCACCAACAACUAUGUUGAAAGUGCCUUCUGGAAUUUUGAUGCACUUUUCCAGCCUCAGCAACAUCCAGCCCGGGAUGCACAUGAUACUUUCUAUGUGGCUGAACCAGGAAAGACAAUUAGUGUCCCUGAAGACUACUUGCAAAAGGUGAAGAAAACUCACUCUAGUGGUGGAUAUGGUUCUAUUGGAUACCAGUAUGACUGGAGCAGAGAGGAAGCUCACAAGAAUCUUCUGCGCACUCACACCACAGCUGUCAGUGCACGCAUGCUAUAUAAACUUGCUCAGGAAGGAUUCCAACCAGUGAAAUUUUUCUCCAUCGACCGAGUUUUUAGAAAUGAAACAUUGGAUGCAACACAUCUUGCUGAAUUCAACCAGAUAGAAGGUGUGGUGGCUGACUACAGCCUCAGCAUCAAGAACCUAAUGGGUUUAAUAAAGGGAUUCUUUGAAAAGAUUGGCAUAACAAAAUUACGCUUCAAACCUGCAUAUAACCCAUACACUGAACCAUCCAUGGAAAUUUUCAGCUAUCAUGAAGGUUUGAAAAAAUGGGUUGAAGUUGGCAAUUCUGGCAUGUUUCGUCCUGAGAUGUUACGACCCAUGGGAAUCCCUGAAAAGGUUACAGUUGCUGCUUGGGGAUUGUCAUUAGAGAGACCAGCAAUGAUAAUGUAUGGGAUCAAUAACAUCAGAGAACUGGUCGGCCCUCGUGUGAAGAUGGAACUGAUUCUCGACAAUCCUCUCUGCACCAUUGACAAGUUCAGAAAACAAGAUCAGCCAGACACAAGUAGUGGUCCAACAGUAGAGUCCCUCACCAAGCGGCAGGAGCUAAUUUUAGAUAGGUUGUUAGCUCUGCAAGCCAAGGUUGCCAACAUUGCUGCUAACAUGGGUGUCAAGCUGGAAGACUCUGACACUGCUGUCACCACUCAGUUGACUGGUGGACCCCAACUGGGAAUAAUUCAUGAUGUGGUUAUUUAUGCUGAUCCACGGCGUCCACCAUACAGUCUCCGAGCAUUGGCUAAUGCACUCUCCACAACUUACUCCAUCUGUUUACGAGUUCACUGUCACUCCACUGUCAAGUCUCUUAGCUUCCAGCUGUGCACCUGA